CACGCCUUACGCAAAGGCUGCUUGGGCUUGUAUGGCUAUUGCAUAUAUUUUCAAGCAACUCCAGCAUAAUUCUAGGUAAAAAUACGACGUUGACGAAUAUUACAGGUGCCUACGCUUCCAAGGUUUAUUACGACCACGCACCCCGCACUUAAGACACUCGUUCGACACCACAUCCAACGCACACCUGCGAUCAUCUUUCCUCCCACCCUCCAUCUCCCAAAGCACUGCUAGUAUUCUCUUCAUUCAUCAUGCAUUCCCCACCAUACAUCUUUUUCCACGGCCCGAAAGGUUACUGGUGGGAAGACGGAACCGACCCUGCGUUAAAAAAGCUCCCUACCCUCAACGACGCGCCGCACGAUCUCCUCCCAUCCCUUGCCAUCAACGUGUCGCAGCCCGACGCCCUUGUGGCUUGGCUCGAGACGAACAACGCCGCUCUAAUCACCGAUCUCACCGUCCAUGUCGACGCGACCGCCAGCGCACCCAGUCCCCAGCGCUGGUGCGUGCUCUUCGACAAACUACGACGCGAAGCAACGAAUCUUCAAAAUCUGAGCGUCUACUGGGAUGCAGACGGUCUCAUACACAUGGGGCUGGGCAAGAGCGUAGUCUUUAUCCGCGGGCUGGCGCAGCUCAAGGUGCAGAGAUCAGUGGAGAUUGGCGGGUUUUAUGCGACGCAGUGGCCGAGAUAUUUGGAGGCGAAGAUGGGUCUGAAGCCGGUUGAUAAAAAUAUUGUUCCGGGGGGUGCUUGGGAGGGGUUGCUGAGGGAUUACCAGAGAGGCACUGAGCACCGGAAUCCUUGGAUUGACUCGAAGGAUGGAACAUGGGACACACCACACUCCGUCGACCUCUUCGGGUGUGCACGCUCCUGAUGAUUCUACUGUUUCUUGUUUUUUUUUUCGGGUAGCCGGUGAAGGACUCGUGCACACGCUCUCUAGCUGCUUUUCGUGCUGGGCGGGUUAGUAGUUAGCUGGCAAUGUCACAGCUAAAUGCCCAAAAAAAAAAGGACCACCAAGAUA
This is a messenger RNA of Trematosphaeria pertusa, 1013 nucleotides long. RefSeq lists its product as uncharacterized. The record is from RefSeq and is a predicted model, not a curated record. Bases 249 to 866 code for a protein of 205 amino acids. The transcript has a single exon. Lineage: Eukaryota; Fungi; Ascomycota; Dothideomycetes; Pleosporales; Trematosphaeriaceae.